Molecule: messenger RNA, 1194 nt
Organism: Liolophura sinensis
Lineage: Eukaryota; Metazoa; Mollusca; Polyplacophora; Chitonida; Chitonidae
Exons: 1
Coding region: 1-1194 (397 amino acids)
Molecular function (GO): nucleic acid binding
Source: RefSeq, a predicted model, not a curated record
AUGGCGGCGCUAAUAGCUUCACGUCUAGCAAAGACCAUUUGGGAUGAGUUCAAGGUCAAGCCAUCUUCUGUGACUUUGUGGACAGAUGCGCAAAUCGUAUUGCAUUGGUUACGCACAGAAUCCAUCAAUAUGAAGCCCUUCGUAGGAGUGCGUGUGGCAGAAAUUCAAGGCACAUGGAGCCCAGAACACUGGAGAUAUGUACCGACACAUCUCAACCCUGCAGAUGACAUCAGUAGAGGAAUAGCAACUGCAGACAUCAACGGUCGAUGGAUGCAUGGACCAUCAUUUCUGAAAGAGGACAAAGAUAUAUGGCCGACUGAACCAUCACAGACCGUAAAAGUGGACACAGAGUGCAAAACUGUUAAAUAUAUUUGUGUUGUUCAGAAGAAGGAACCCGUGGUCGAUGCAGAGAGAUUUUCCAGUUGGCAGCGCCUGUUGCGUGUGACGUCAUACUGCUUUAGAUUUAUCCAUAACAUUCGGCGAAGAUCACAAGACCGUCUGGACGGCCCGUUGCAUAGUUCAGAAGUAGAAGAGGCAAGACUUUACUGGAUUAAAGAGGCACAACAAUAUAUGGAUGACUGGAAAACCAGACUUCUUGAUUUGAAUCAUUUCGUCACGAGUGACAUCAUCAGAGUUGGUGGUCGACUGAAGAAAUCUCAAUUACCUUACGAGAGUGUACAUCCAAUACUGCUUCCAUCAGAUCAUCAUAUUUUAAAGCUGAUUAUGCGAGAUUUUCAUGCCAAAUCCUGUCAUGCGGGAACAGAGAGAACCUUAUGCGAUUCACGUCGGGAAUUUUGGAUUCUCCGAGGACGACAGAUUGCAAAGAACAUCGUCAGCAAGUGCACCAUGUGCAGAAAACUUCGACAGCCGCCUCAUUCGACAUUGAUGGGCGAUUUACCUUCUGACAGACUUCGCCCCUUCGAACCACCUUUCUCAGUGACAGGUGUUGACUUAUUUGGCCGGUUUUUCUUGAAGUACGGAAAAAACCAGUCCAAGAAGGCGUGGGGAGCUAUAUUUACUUGUGCGACUAGCAGAGCAGUACACCUGGAAAUUGUGGACAAUUUGUCCACUGAAGCGUUUCUACAAGCUUUACGCAGAUUUUUUAUCUCAUCAUGGAUGGCCACACACCAUCAUCUCCGACAACGGAACGUCAUUUACUGGAGCACAAAAAGAGCUGAAGGCUUUGGUCAAUGA